ACACCUGGGUUGGGAUUCCGACCUCAGCCGAACAUUGGGACUACUCUAAUCAGAUUUGUGAAAGGGGAUUUCAAUUCCUACAUCCACUACCUUGAUCACAUUGAGUCUUAUAUCCAGUAUUAUGAAAAUGAGCUGCAGCAGGGAGAUAAUUUCCUAGACUGCAGUGAAAUCAGGACACGAAGAAAGACAAACCUCAACAAAGUUUGUGUGUUCGAUCCUAUUGUCCUCGGAGGCGACUGUGUGAAACAGCAGAACUAUGGCUUUGAUGAUGGUCAGCCUUGUAUCUUGCUUAAGUUAAACAAGGUGUUUGGUUGGCAGCCAGAAGAAUAUUCCAAUGAAACUGUUCCAAAUAUUAUCAAAAACGUCUGGAACGAGGAUGACCCUUGGUGGGUUGUUGUGAGAUGUGAUGGCGAUAACCAUAUAACCAGAGAGAACAUGGGUGACCUUGUGUACUUCCCUUCAGAACAAGGCUUCCACUACAAGUACUUCCCUUUCCGCAACCAGCAAGGAUACAGGUCUCCCUUGAUCUUCCUGCGCUUCCAAAACGCGCAUCCUGGCAUACUGUUCAUGAUGACCUGUCGUGCUUUUGCCAAAAAUAUCUACCACGACCACGUCGAACAGAUUGGGCAAGUCCAUUUUGAGGUGUUGAUUGAUUAG
Molecule: messenger RNA, 657 nt
Organism: Candidula unifasciata
Lineage: Eukaryota; Metazoa; Mollusca; Gastropoda; Stylommatophora; Geomitridae
Source: the annotation of a GenBank genome assembly